Arachis stenosperma is the source of this 1170-nucleotide messenger RNA. RefSeq names its product F-box protein CPR1-like. The transcript has a single exon. The coding region runs from base 1 to 1170 and encodes 389 amino acids. The record is from RefSeq and is a predicted model, not a curated record. Gene Ontology annotation, molecular function: protein binding. NCBI's taxonomy places the organism in Eukaryota, Viridiplantae, Streptophyta, Magnoliopsida, Fabales, Fabaceae.
AUGGAGGAGAAGAAGCAGAAGAACAUUCACGACAUCCUCCCUGUUGACCUGAUUCAGAGAAUCUUACUGAGGAUUCCGGUCAAACAUCUCGGCCGCCUCAAGUGCGUUUCGAAGUUUUGGUACUCUCUCAUUUCUGAUCCAGACUUUGCGGAAUCGCAUCUUCAGCUCUCUCUUGCACCCACCCAUGCGUGCAUCUACAAAAAAGCUUCCACGGAAGCUUACCUUUUUCACCUAGAAGAAGCAUUUAAUGGCGACAAUUAUGAAGUAAAAGUAGUAUCUUUCCCUUUCAAGAAGAAGCCACCUUCUGAGUUUCGUGUCAUGGGAUCAUGCAGAGGGUUUGUUCUCUUAAGCCGACAGCCACAUUUUUUUGUAGUAUGGAAUCCACUCACCGGAUUUAGCAAAAGAGUAUCUUACUCUUGGUUAGAUAUCGUUCAUCGUAAUAAGGGCAUGUACUUUCAUUUUCCCGGUAAUGCGCGGCUGUAUGGAUUUGGUUAUGAUACGUCACGGGAUGACUACUUAGUUGUUAUAGCUUGGCAUGAUGGUGACUGCCAACACUUAGAUUGCUUGUCCUUGAGAACCAAUUCAUGGAUUAAUCUUGAUGCUGCACUCCCCAAACCAUUGGGUUUCAUGGAGUGGGUAUCUCAUGGGUUGUUCUUGAAUGGCUCUAUUCAUUGGUUUCCGUUUUCUUACUCUCGUGGUUCACAUUGUUACCGGGAAGGUCUUCUUACAUUUGAUUUGAAGGAAAGAAGUUUCUCAAACAUAUCUUUGCCCGAACAACUCAUAAUGGGUGGUCCUGCCACAUUUGUCAUACUAGGAGGGUGCCUAGCCUUGUAUUCUCAGUGCUAUGUUGAACGGAAAACAGACAUAUGGGUGAUGAAAGAAUACAAAGUGCAGUCAUCUUGGACUUUGUAUGAGGUUCCUUAUUUAAUAUCUAAGUAUCUAUGCUUAUCCAAUCAUAGUGACAUUUUUGCACUAGAACCUAUUUCAGUAUCUAGUUCAUUAAAGUUUGCCAAAUAUAAUAUCAGAGAAGAGCUGCUCCAACAUUUUACAUGUCCUCCUCAUCUUCGACACUAUACUUUCAACCAUGCAAGUUACACUGUAUAUACAGAAAGUCUCUUGCUGUUCCCUAGUAAUAGUAAGCAUAAGGAUAAGAAGAAGAAUGUUAUUUAA